UACACAUUGCCUCCUUUCACUCUCACUCUGCCAGUCUGCAGUUCAACAUGUUGCCUGAGCGAUGCUGCGCUCCACAGUGGAAGCCAUCCUGCCGGUGUAUCGGCCGUGCACCACAGCCCGAGAGUCAGUUGUCCAUCUGAAGGACCUGUGUGAGGAGCACGACCCUCACAAACCCCAACCACUAUACGACAGAGAGGAACACAACACUAGCUCCAUGUGGAGGGAGGCCAUCCGAAAGAGGAGCUACUUGCUUGAGAGAAGCUCUAAGACUGGAGGAAAUGUAAAAGGAGGAGGAGGAGGUGUGCGUGGCCGAAGACAGAGGUCCCCAGACUGGCUGUAUGACUCGUACCAUCGUAUGAGCCAGCAGCACCCACUUAUUGUUUUUCUGCUCCUCAUUGUGAUGGGUGCCUGCCUAGCUCUGUUGGCUGUUUUCUUCGCCUCUGGGCUGGAUAUCGAGGAUCACGUCGCCUUUGUAAUCACUGUCCCCACGGCGCUGGCUAUUUUCCUCACCAUCUUUGUUCUGGUCUGUAUCGAGUCUGUCUUCAAGAAGCUGCUCCGUGUUUUCUCCUUGGUGAUCUGGGGCUGUCUGGUUGCCAUGGGUUACCUCUUUAUGUUUUUUGGAGGAAUCAUCUGUCCCUGGGAUCAGGUAAGAUAAGUGUGAUAUCAGCCUCUUAAGGUUGUUUUCAGUCAUGGGCCUUUUAUCUGAUGUUGUAUUCUUGACAACCAGUGGAAAAGAGUAAUGUGGGAUUUACUGGUUGAGGCUGAAUGGGCAAAAUAGCAAUAACUGCAUCAAAAAACAAAGUUCUGAUCUAUGGGACAGCCCCCAAUUAGCAUAUGAAUAUGCAUAAAAAGUCCUUGAGAGAAUUUCAGAGAAUUCCCAAUUAAAAAUGUAAUAAAUCCACAAAAUAAAA
Messenger RNA from Danio rerio (zebrafish), 911 nucleotides. NCBI's taxonomy places the organism in Eukaryota, Metazoa, Chordata, Actinopteri, Cypriniformes, Danionidae. The record is from RefSeq and is a predicted model, not a curated record.